CGGCGGCGGGGGGCGGCGGGGCCGGGCUCGGUCGGAGCGCGGAGGGCCCGCGUCAGGCGGAUCCCCCUGGAUUCAGCUCUGUCCCUGCAGAUCCAGCACCCACCCAGCUCAGGGGGUCCCGGCUCUGGGGGGGGGCCCGACCCUGUGUCCCCCCCCCCUUCCUGCCCGAGUGGCCCCCCCGGCAGGAGGAAGAAGCGGAGAAGGAGAAGGAGGAGGAGGAAUGGCGGCACCGUGGCGGGUACUGGAGCCCGCCCAAAAAUCCAUAAAAAUUUACUGAUCCCACCUUUUCUUACCCCAAACGAGCUUUACCUGGGCGAGAAGUAAGGCCAAAGGCUCCCACAGCAUGGCUCAGGCGAGUCUCCUGGCCUGCGAGGGGCUCUCAGGCGUCUGCCUCGUCCCCACUGUCGCCAGCAAGAAGAUGAUGCCCAAAUCCGGCGGGAAACAGGACGGGAGCCGGGAACGGGGCUCCAGCCCCGACCUCCUGUCCCUCCGCCAGGACCCCGACAAGCCCCGUGCCCGCAAGGAUGACGAUGUUCCUGAGGCCUCCAACCCCAAGAAAUCCUUGAAAAAGCGCCGCAAGCGGGUUCCCAGCGCCGAGGGACCCCCGAGCUCCUCCCGCCGAGGAUCCCAGGUUUGCCGCCGCGCCGCACGAGGAGGAGAAGGAGGAAGACAAUCUCCCAAACUCCGGCAGGCGCAGGACGGCCGGGGGGGGGGAUUUGGGGGGGCUGCUGGGGGUCUCCCCGGCUCUGAACCCCUAAAUCCCCCCCCAUUUCAGAUGGUGGUGAUUGAGCAAAACGGCUCCUUCCAGCUCAAGAACUUCAUCUGCGACCACUGUUUUGGCGCCUUCCGGAGCAGUUACCAUCUCAAACGGCACAUCCUCAUCCACACCGGGGAAAAGCCCUUCGAGUGUGACAUGUGCGACAUGCGCUUCAUCCAGAAGUACCACCUGGAGCGGCACAAGCGGGUGCACAGUGGGGAGAAGCCCUACCAGUGCGAGCGCUGCAUGCAGAGCUUCUCCCGCACGGACCGGCUGCUCCGACACAAGCGCAUGUGCCAAGGCUGCCAGACCAAGACCCCUCCUGACUCGCAGCUCCUGCUGUGAAAAUAUGGGAAUACCGGGAAGUUCAGGGGGUGUGGGAGGGGGGUGUUUCCUCCUGCACCCCCCACAUCACCAUGCUCUGCCUCACCUGGAUUUCUCACCCCCUCUAAGGAUGGGGAAGAACCUGUGCGCUGCCAGCAUGAAAAAACUUGGACCGUUCCUGCCCUCCAGCCUAAAAACUUGGAUUAUGAUCCCAAAAAUCCUUCUGGAAUCUUCAAGAGGCCCCCCCACCCCCAUCGUUAUACCCCUGAAUCCACCCCUCCCCCUCUUAAGAAAGACUGGGAACCCCCAAACUGCCUGAAAUCCUGGUGGAUCCGGGAUACCUGUGCACAGGUAGGAGGGUCCUGCUGGGAAUAGCAGCAUCAAUCCCUCUCUUCUUUGGGAAAAGGAGGGAAACUGAAGAUGUUGGGGGUGCUUCUGCUUGGGGGGUGGGUGCACCCCUUAGAUUUUUUUGGAAAAUAGGGGAAAAAAUGGAAUUUGGGGCCCUUCCUUGAGCAGCACUGCCCAUUUCCUCUGGAACGCCUUCAGAUUUUGGGGGAUUUCUCCUAUGUCCCCCCCUGCUGGAAGGUCUGCACCCUGGGUGGGGGGAGGGGGGCAAGGGGGUCCCCCAGUUUCCUGGAAAACCCUGUUCCAAGGGAAAGGAAAACAUUUGGAUCAGGGGGCAAAGGCAGGAGCAGCCAUAAGCCCCCAGAAACCAAAUAGGGGGCCCCUGCUUCCCCCCCACACCCCGUUUUGGGGGUGUCCCUGUCCCCCAUCACAGACUGCUCCAAGGGACAAGAGAGUUGUGCUCAUGUUUGUGCCCUGAGCCCCCUUUCUGGGCGUGCAGAAGUUGGGGGGAGGGGCAAAUUUUGGGGAACCUCCUCCACUGACACUUCAAGAAGGACUUUGGCUCUUCUGAGCCCAUUCCCCCAAAUUUGUGGGGCCCAGGGCAGCAGUUCCAGGU
Molecule: messenger RNA, 2042 nt
Organism: Cinclus cinclus
Lineage: Eukaryota; Metazoa; Chordata; Aves; Passeriformes; Cinclidae
Gene: ZNF740
Product: zinc finger protein 740
Exons: 7
Coding region: 344-1102 (252 amino acids)
Biological process (GO): regulation of transcription by RNA polymerase II
Cellular component (GO): nucleus
Molecular function (GO): RNA polymerase II cis-regulatory region sequence-specific DNA binding; DNA-binding transcription factor activity, RNA polymerase II-specific
Source: RefSeq, a predicted model, not a curated record